CAUCCGAGCCUCCGUAGCUCCAGCCUGCUGCUCUGUUUGGGGACAAACAGCCAGCUAAGUUACUCUACCACGAUUUCACCACCGUACCACGAGCUCGUGCGAUGGACGCGGCUCGGAGAUGACCUGCAGCCUCUGGACCGACGCGGACUGUCACACUCAGUAGGUCACGUUCGAGGUUUCCACACAGGGUGACCCAUGCUGUCUGAUGAGCUUGACUCCAAACCAGAGCUGCUGGUGCAGUUUGUGCAGAACGCGUCCAUCCCCUUGGUGCAGGGUCUGGAGGAUUCGGAGUCCAAACACCCGUGCCUGCCCCUCCUGGCUCCAGCUGACGGCUCGCUGUGCAGCCCCCUGGAGCUCACAGACGGAGGCCUGAGCCAUGAGCCGGAGAGCGCUCCCUCCCUGUCGGAGUUCGGAGGAGUGUCGGAGCAAGGCGCCUUGGUGGUGCAGACGCACUCUCACCCGCGGGCGUCGCCCAGCCCCCCGCCCAUCCUCCACGACCUGCAGCAGUCGGACAGCACGUCGUACGUGCUCCUGAACCUCGCCAAAGGCAUCACAGCUUCCUCGGAGUCCCUGAUAUUCGCCGCGGAUGGCGGCGGGGACGAGGAGGACGAGGGCGUGUCGUCCGGGGACUACGGGAUCGACGGCAGCGCGCCCUGGUACCUGCGGGUUCAGGAGCUGGCGCACGACAGCCUGAUCGCCGCCACCCGGGCGCAGCUGGCGAGGGACGCCAGGGCCAGCCAGGACGCCAGAGCCGCCGGCGUCGGCAACGGCGACCAUAGCUUGGUUGUUGCGGACGGGGACAAGCGGGAGCUGCCGUCCCGGACCGGCCGGCCCCUCUCCAAGCAGAUCCUGCGCUGCUCGUUCGAGGGAUGCUGCAGGACGUUCACCUGGCCGGCCCACCUCAAAUAUCACCUCAAGACACACAGGAACGACCGGAUGUUCAGGUGCGGGGCGGAGGGCUGCGGGAAGAGCUUCUACGUGCUGCAGAGGCUGCAGGUUCACAUGAGGACGCACAACGGCGAGAAGCCCUUCAUCUGCAAGGAGAAGAACUGCGGCAAGAAGUUCACCACGGCCGGGAAUCUGAAGAACCACCGGCGCAUACACACAGGAGAGAAGCCGUUUCUGUGCGAGGCAGAUGGCUGUGGGCGAUCCUUCGCAGAGUAUUCCAGCCUCCGAAAACACAUGCUGGUGCAUUCUGGUGAGAAGCCUCAUCUGUGUGGGAUCUGUGGGAAGACGUUCUCACAGUCUGGCAGCAGGAAUGUGCACAUGAGGAAGAGGCACGGAGAGGAGGGCCUCAGUAGUGAAAGCAGAGAAACAGGUGAGGCUCUGACGCAGAGCAGCCUGCUGGAGGCGGACGGCGAGAACGGAGACGGUAUGGUCACCAUGACAACAGCCGUGGAACCCAUGAAUCUCCAUCACGCCAUGUUGAGAUCUCCAGGCUCUGAAGACUCGGUGGUCGUUCUCUCGCAGCCCCAUGAACUGGUGACCAUGACAACGGAGGACCAUGCAUAUGGAGAAGACGUGGUUGCUCUGCUGUAGUCUGCCAACGCCACAAUACGUCUCACACACACACACUGCCUAUCAGCGUCGGACUCACACACACACACACACACACACACGCGCGUUUGUAAAAAGAUGACUUAACUCUUGUAGAUAUUUGUAAUUAGCAACCGAUGAUGGUUUUAUUUUGACAAGUAUGUAACGGCAAAGUUUGUACAAACGUUUUUUCCUCAUGUUUUUUUUUUUUUUUUUUUUUGAAAAGUAGUACUCCCAAAGAAAUACUGAGACGGGUUCUAAGAGUUUAUAAAACUAAUGGAUGCAUUGCCAUCGUAAACAAGACACAGGCUGGAAUGCGUCGGUAGUCCUCUGCAGCAGGCGUCCGAGCGGCUGAUCUGCCCGAUUGAAAUGAACCACAUCGUCCCUGCAUGUAAACACCGGUCUCACGCAGCCAGCCUCAUGGGACUGGUCACACUGUUCAUCAGCCGCCGACGAACGAGGGGGGAAGACGUCUAUUUAAAAACUAAUUAUACAUCCAGCAAUGCAAAGAGCCGCCUGAGCGGCAGCAUCUAUCAUUCAGCCUCCAGUGCUUCACUUGUUCUGAGUAAAGUAACGCGUUGCUCGUUCUCAGCUCGAUGUAAUAACACUUGAGAAUAAUUGCUUUUCAAAAAAGAAAUUAAGGAGUACUCAUGAGGUUAGUUAACAAACAGCAGAUCUGUAAGGGGAGGGGGAAGUAGUGCACAGUACUUUUGUGUUAGCGGGCGUCGCUGAGGACGGCGGCUCCGAGCGCUCCUCAGCGGAUCUUCAGGUGGUGGAAGUGGUCCAACGUAGCACCCAGAGCCCAGCUGGCCUCCACAUUGUUCACUUUCUUUGUCAGCUGGGAGAUUAAAAAGGAAACAGGAACACCAAAACUCUCAAAGGACUUUUUGUAUUUACUUCAAUAAAAAAAGUGACUGAGUUUUAUCGCUUCUUUCGAUUCAAGUUCGUAAGAAUGAAUCCUUGUUGAGGAGGGCCGUAGUCCUGCCUGAUAUUGAUCAUGUUCUUUACACCUUCCUUAAAGUAACGGCCUAAAAAUAUGUUUCUCUGCUCUCAAAUUCUAACAGUCUAAAGCAAGAGAUCACGACACAAUAUAUUCAAAAAUAAAUAUUUGGCUCAUUUUGUAUAUAUACACGAGUAUAUAUAUUUUUUUGAACACUUGAAGAUGUUCUUCAGCUUGAAGUGUUGAAGAAAUGCAGGACCGCGGCCCCCCAGGACCAGGAUCCAGCACCACCGCUUCACAGCUUUUAAGUGGUGUUUAUCUGUGUCAACAUUUUUUUUUUUUUUUUUUUUUUAAAUGAACGCCAGCUGAAAG
This is a messenger RNA of Salarias fasciatus (jewelled blenny), 2848 nucleotides long. It is a transcript of the gene znf410, whose product is annotated as zinc finger protein 410. The transcript is spliced from 12 exons. Gene Ontology annotation, molecular function: RNA polymerase II cis-regulatory region sequence-specific DNA binding; DNA-binding transcription factor activity, RNA polymerase II-specific. Gene Ontology annotation, biological process: regulation of transcription by RNA polymerase II. Lineage: Eukaryota; Metazoa; Chordata; Actinopteri; Blenniiformes; Blenniidae. The record is from RefSeq and is a predicted model, not a curated record. Bases 196 to 1539 code for a protein of 447 amino acids. Gene Ontology annotation, cellular component: transcription regulator complex; chromatin; PcG protein complex.